Vicia villosa (hairy vetch) is the source of this 336-nucleotide messenger RNA. Its product is annotated as putative F-box/LRR-repeat protein 23. The record is from RefSeq and is a predicted model, not a curated record. The transcript has a single exon. Lineage: Eukaryota; Viridiplantae; Streptophyta; Magnoliopsida; Fabales; Fabaceae. Bases 1 to 336 code for a protein of 111 amino acids.
AUGUGGCUUGAAGGAUGCCAUGACAUUUCAAAUGAGGCAUUCAAGAAAGUUGUGAAGAAGCAGCCAUUCUUAGAAGAGCUUGACAUUUGUCAUUGUUCGGACCUAAGAACUGACUUUUUUCAAUAUAUUGGCAAAUGUUGUCCACUUUUGAAAUCAAUGCAAUUUAGCCCUUGUAUUGAGGCAGCAGGCGACAAUAAGUGCAAUGAUGUGGCAUUUGUUAUUGCAAAAUCAAUGUAUAAGCUGCGCCACCUUACAAUUUUGAAUAACCAACUCACCAAUAAUGGAUUACUAGCUGUUCUAGAUGGAUGCCCUCUUCUUGAAUCUCUUGAUAUUUGA